Messenger RNA from Purpureocillium lilacinum, 1503 nucleotides. RefSeq lists its product as uncharacterized. The record is from RefSeq and is a predicted model, not a curated record. NCBI's taxonomy places the organism in Eukaryota, Fungi, Ascomycota, Sordariomycetes, Hypocreales, Ophiocordycipitaceae. Gene Ontology annotation, cellular component: membrane. Gene Ontology annotation, biological process: transmembrane transport. Gene Ontology annotation, molecular function: transmembrane transporter activity.
AUGGAUGCUGUCGGCCUCUCUGAGAUGAAAGCGCAAGGCUCGACGCCUCCGGUCGAACAGCCCCGGGCGGAGCACCGUGAAUGUUCGGCCGUGGAGCAGGCAAUCAGCUCGGAAUCUCCAAACCAUGCCGAUCGCAUCAAGGAACGAAACCGAAUCAUACGGAAGCUUGACAAGCACCUUCUGCCUCAAAUCUUUGUCAUGUACUCCUUCUCUGUACUUGAUCGCAGCAACCUCGGCAACGCCCGAAUCGCCGGGAUGGAGGACGAGAUUGACAUUUCGGGACGACGGUACGACUGGCUCGGUACAGCAUUCUACAUUGCAUACAUUCUUUCUCAGUGGCUGUGCAUCGGCUGGCAGGUCUUCCCUCCACAUGUAUGGGUUGCAUUUUGCGCGUUUGCUUGGGGUCUCGUAUCGACCUUGCAGGCAGUGUGUACCACGUGGACUGGACUCAUGAUCUCCCGAGUGUUCUUGGGUAUUAUGGAAGCUUGCUAUGCGCCUGGAGUUACUCUCUACCUCUCGUAUUUCUAUCCUCGCGAGAAGGCAGGCUUCCGAGUAGGAAUCUUCCUCUCUGGCUCCGCCGCAGCCAACGCCUAUGGCGGUGUUUUGGCCUACGGAAUAUCUCAAGCACAAGGAGCUAUUGCUCCUUGGCGGACCCUUUUCAUCGUCGAAGGUAUACCCACUUGCCUGCUGGCUAUUGUGACCUGGUUCUUCCUCCCCGAUGGACCCGGAAGCGCACGAUUCCUCUCAAAUCAUGAGAAGGAGAUCGCCACGCAGUUCAAUGCGCAAGAAAUGGGCCCCAGGCCUGGAAUAAGAGCCUUACAAAAGAAGGAAGCUUUGAGGGCGGUACUGGACUAUCGCACCUAUCUGCCUGCUCUCAUGUACUUUGGCUCUAAUGUUGCAUUUGCAUCGCUGCCGCUCUUCUCCCCAACGAUUAUUUCGCAGAUGGGAGUCUUCACGAAGGUCCAGUCUCAAGGUCUAUCUGCCCCGCCAUACGUCAUCUGCUUCCUCAUGAUUGUCCUUUGCACAUCGCUUUCCGACCGAUAUAAAGUCCGAGGCCCUUUCAUCGUUGGUGAGGCGUUGCUCGCCGCGAUUGGCUUUAUCAUCCUCGCAACUACGACAGGUGUGGCAUCUCGAUACUUCGGGCUAGUUCUGGGGACGCAGAUGUUCGUAUGCGCUGCGCUUGUGCUGACCUGGGUAAGCAACACCCACGAAAAUGACUCGCAAAGAGCGGUCGCCCUCGCUAUCUUAGCUACGGGCGGACAGCUGGGCCCCGUGGUCGGGACCAACAUCUUCCCCAUCAAGGACAAGCCGUUCUACCGAAGAGGCAUGUGGGUAUCUUGCGGGUCUGCCCUUAUUGUGGCUGCCGCUGCCAGCCUUCAGAUGUUUGUUCUGCACCGCACCAACAAGAAGUGGGAUCGGGAGAAUGAGGCCAGGAAUGAAGCAGAGGACAACGACCAGGCUGCGGAAUUGCAAAAAGACAAGAAAUUUCGCUAUAUCCUGUGA